Molecule: messenger RNA, 2985 nt
Organism: Cryptomeria japonica (Japanese cedar)
Lineage: Eukaryota; Viridiplantae; Streptophyta; Pinopsida; Cupressales; Cupressaceae
Product: NADH dehydrogenase [ubiquinone] iron-sulfur protein 1, mitochondrial
Exons: 5
Coding region: 285-2522 (745 amino acids)
Biological process (GO): ATP synthesis coupled electron transport
Cellular component (GO): membrane
Molecular function (GO): iron-sulfur cluster binding; NADH dehydrogenase (ubiquinone) activity
Source: RefSeq, a predicted model, not a curated record
CGUUGCCCAGAAUAUACGAGUCCCUUGUCCCUCACCCCUAUGCCCUACUCGCAAAUAAUGAGUUAUUACGAGGGAUUGAAUUAUGCGAAAUUAGGAGGCAUCCGAUCCUCACAAAAGAUGCGAGUUCAAUCUUCUACGAUUGAGAUUUUUUCUAUCAUCUGACAGAAACUGAAUAUUGAGACCCCAAGUAACAUGCCCAAAAACUAAUAAAUACCCGAGAUCAACCCAAAAAAACGCAGAGAAAUUUCCCCAUAGAAUACAAGAGCAGUGCAGCGACAAUAGAAAUGGGGAUGGGGACCCAAGCUUACCACGCUCUACGCAGAUCGAAAACAAUUUUUGGACGCUUACGAUCAGCGCAGCAGGGUUCGUUGUUGCCUUCGAUCCAGCGCUCAAUCUCAACAACAAGGGCAGCGGAGGAGCCGGAGACUGCAGCGGCAGCAGCCAAGCCUGUUGGAGGAGCGAGGGUGGAGUUGUUUAAGCCGGCGGAGGCGAUUGAAGUGAGUGUGGAUGGACACUCAGUUAAAAUUCCAAAGGGUUUUACCGUUCUUCAGGCUUGCGAGCUAGCUGGGGUCGAUAUCCCACGUUUCUGUUAUCAUCCCCGUCUCUCCAUCGCAGGAAAUUGCAGAAUGUGUCUCGUCGAGGUGGAGAAAACCCCCAAGCCUGUUGCAUCUUGCGCAAUGCCUGCGCUUCCAGGUAUGAAGAUAAAGACAAAUACUCCAUUGGCAAAGAAGGCGAGGGAAGGAGUGAUGGAGUUCUUGCUGAUAAAUCAUCCCCUUGAUUGCCCAAUUUGUGAUCAAGGAGGGGAGUGUGAUCUCCAAGAUCAGUCAAUGGCAUUUGGGUCAGACCGUGGGCGUUUCACGGAGACCAAGAGGUCUGUUGUGGAUAAGAACCUUGGUCCUCUUGUUAAAACUGUCAUGACCCGGUGUAUCCAGUGUACAAGGUGUGUCAGGUUUGCUUCUGAGGUUGCUGGAGUGCAGGACCUUGGUGUUUUGGGACGUGGAAGUGGUGAGGAGAUUGGUACCUAUGUAGAAAGAUUGAUGACAAGUGAACUUUCAGGGAAUGUGAUAGAUAUCUGUCCUGUUGGAGCCCUUACCUCAAAACCAUUUGCCUUCAAAGCAAGAAACUGGGAACUAAAGGGCACAGAGAGCAUUGAUGUUACUGAUGCAGUUGGAUCCAACAUAAGAAUUGACAGUCGAGGUCCAGAAGUGAUGAGGAUACUGCCUCGUCUGAAUGAGGACAUAAAUGAAGAGUGGAUAUCAGAUAAGACACGGUUUUGUUAUGAUGGCCUCAAGCGACAAAGGUUAAAUGAACCUAUGAUUCGUAGAUCGGAUGGUCGCCUUGAGCCUGUGAGCUGGCGUGAUGCUCUUGAGGUUAUUGCACAGGUUGCCCGUGAAGUAUCACCGGAGGAAAAGGUUGGUAUUGCUGGGAAGCUCUCUGAUGUUGAAUCCAUGAUGGCUUUGAAGGACUACAUGAACAAAAUGGGAUCUGAUAACAUAUGGUGUGAAGGAGAUGGCAUGGAUCCUCAGGCAGAUUUGCGCUCUGAUUUCCUCUUGAACACAAGCAUUGCUGGCCUUGAGAAGGGAGACGCUUUCUUAUUUGUUGGCACAAAUCCAAGAGUUGAAGCUCCAAUGGUAAAUGCACGGAUUAGAAAAGCUGUGAGAGAAGGACAUGCAAUAGUAGCCUCUGUUGGCCCUCCCAUGGACUUAGCUUAUGAUCAUGAGCACUUGGGUGUCGGACCAGAAUCUCUUAUUCAGAUAGCAGAAGGCAGGCAUCCAUUCUGCUCAACCCUAGUUAAUGCAAAGAACCCCGUCAUUGUUGUUGGGGCUGGGAUUUUUGAUCGUAAGGACAAAGAUGCUGUCUUGGCUGCAGUUGAUAUUAUUGCAAAACAUGCCAAAGUUAUCAGGAAUGACUGGAAUGGACUUAACUUUCUUCUGCUGAAUGCUUCUCAAGCUGGUGGGCUAGAUCUUGGCCUUGUUCCUGGUGCUGGUUCAAAGACUCCUAAGGAAUCUGCAAAGUUCAUUUACUUGCUAGGGGCAGAUGAGAUUCAACUCGAUAAAAUUCCAAAGGAUGCAUUUGUUGUUUAUCAGGGACAUCAUGGUGACCGAAGUGUUUACCGUGCUAAUAUAAUUUUACCAUCUGUAGCUUUUAGUGAGAAGGAAGGAACAUAUGAAAAUACGGAAGGUUGUACCCAGCAGACCAGUCCUGCAGUACCCACAGUUGGUGAUUCCAGGGAUGAUUGGAAAAUUCUUAGAGCCCUAUCUGAAGUAUGUGGUGAUGCUCUCCCAUAUGAUACAGUUAGUGCACUUCGUGUACGCAUUAGGGCUGUCUCUCCAAAUUUGUUUAGACUUGAUGAAAGGGAACCCACAUCAACAUGGAUUCGAGAGUUGAAGCCUGAAUUCAAUCCUAAAAUGAGUUCAAAGCCCUUCGCCAAUGUUAUUGAUAACUUCUACAUGACUGAUUCCAUAACCCGGGCAUCAAAAAUAAUGGCUCAGUGCACUGCAUCAUUAUUGGGUCGAGAAUAGUAAGUAUUCUUCAAAGUUUGUUUUGUGCAGUAAGUAAAAUUUCACAAGACAUGAUCUUAACCAUUUUCAUUUCUGGGCUGUUUGUGUCCAAUAUCUAUUGUAUCCUUGGCUGCAAUGGUGACAGAAUAUGUAUUCUGCUCAUUUGAUUUUUCACUUAACUCUCAUUUAGUCAAAUUCAUCUUUACGCAUGUUUAUGGAGGUCGCAUUUCUUCUAGCCUGUGGAAAUUAUCAAAUGACACUAGUAAAACUUUCCUUAAAGCAUGAGUAUUCAUUUCCUUGCAACUUUCUCAUAUGUAACUGGUAAGGAUGAGUUUGUUUGUGCAGUACAGAAGACUUCAACCUGUCAAAUGUAAUGAAUGUGUCUAGAACAUAUGCUCAUGAUAUUUGCUGGAUGGAGCAUUGUUAUUCUGGAUUGUGAAGAAAUAUUUUGAAAUAAGAGUAGUGUCACUGUUUUAGUUUUCUA